AUGCUGCAACUCUUGCUUUGCCAGGCGAACCGAAGCUUGCUCACAGCUGGGCAGACGAUGCUCUCAACGACGGCGCUGAUUAUGCUAGCCCUCUUCAUCUUUGGCUGUGUGGCGGUGGAGCUCAUCACUCACGACAAUGACUUGAACAACCUCGACGAGACGCGCGACAUCAUCUUCAGACAUUUCCCCAACUUGUUUACAUCCAUCUUGACGUUGCUGCAGUUCGUGACCUUGGAUUCCAUCGCGGCGGUCUACUACCCGUUGAUUGUGCACAAGCCCUUGCUGAUUAUAUACUUCGUUCCCAUCAUGGUGAUCGUGUCGAUCGGCCUCAUGAACCUCGUAACUGCUGUGCUAGUCGAAAACGCGCUCGAGAAUGCCGCCGCGGAGGCAGAGGCGGAGCGCUUGAACUUGAAGAAGAAGAUCAAGGAGGCGUUGCCGAUGCUCCUCACGAAGUUCGAAGAUCUGGACGAGGACGGCAGUGGAUACAUUUCCCGGGAUGAGAUCGAAGGCGUGCCUCUCAGCGUGCUUCCGCCGAAGCUCCUGGAGAACGUGUCCAUAGACAGCAUGGUUGACCUCUUCGAACUCCUGGAUGUGGAUGGUGGGGGUCAGCUGACGCAGCAUGAAUUUGUGGAGGGCUUGCU
Symbiodinium natans is the source of this 641-nucleotide messenger RNA. The record is from the annotation of a GenBank genome assembly. Lineage: Eukaryota; Dinophyceae; Suessiales; Symbiodiniaceae.